This is a messenger RNA of Neurospora hispaniola, 1830 nucleotides long. RefSeq names its product S-adenosyl-L-methionine-dependent methyltransferase. Gene Ontology annotation, molecular function: methyltransferase activity. Lineage: Eukaryota; Fungi; Ascomycota; Sordariomycetes; Sordariales; Sordariaceae. The record is from RefSeq and is a predicted model, not a curated record. The transcript is spliced from 6 exons. Bases 379 to 1560 code for a protein of 393 amino acids.
GUUUCAGCCAGUUGUAAUUCAUACAAUCCAAACACCUUGUUCGUGUAUCUCAAGCUACUUCGCGCGACUAACAAGAAGACCAUACUGUGACUGCUUGAAUUCAAGUAGCCACCGUUAGCCCGAAAGCAACCGAAGCGACGAAUCCCAUCGAGAAGCUCAAUGACCCCGGCGGCAACCCAUGAAAAGGAUCGAUGCUACCCUCAAAGUUUGACCGCUCCAAGAAAGGAAUGUAGGAGGGCAGAGGGCGAGAGGGGUAAUUGGCGUCGAAAUAUCAUGUUUACCUGACCGCUGCCACUUGAACACAGAAUCUAUCGAACCCAACCUCCUUCCUCUGUUGCCUAUGCCGACUGAGCUCAAAAGCCAACGCAAUUUCCGAUCAUGAGUUCCGCACUGAAGAGGAAGGCACAGUCACCUGUACCUGAGGCGAAGUCGCCAACCGUACAGUCGCCCAAAGGACAAGCUAAGUCGCCCACACCCGGUCCGGCAUCGCCCACGCCUGGUCCGGCAUCGACCACGCCCGGUCCCGUAUCGCCGCCGCCGGCCCAAUCUGACGAGCCGACCGAACUGUUGCCUGGCGCACAUUGGGGCGAGCUGGAUGUCCCUGACGACAACGAUUCCACUCUAGGUGAUAGUGAUGUUGAGAGCUCAACGGCGUCGAUCUCUUCUACUAUUUUGCAAUACCGUACGAUCAAAGGCAGGACAUAUCACAACGAUGCUGUGUCAGAUAAUGAGUAUUGGGGCCCAAACGAUGCGAAGGCGAUGGAGGUCAUGGAUAUUUACCAUCACGCCAUGACCCUGAUACUUGAUGAGAAGCUAUACACAGCCCCGCUCUCCAAGGACAUCAAGAACGCCCUGGAUGUCGGCACCGGCACCGGGCUCUGGGCAAUCGAUUUUGCGGAUGAAUUUCCCAACUGUACCGUGAUUGGUACCGAUAUUUCGCCUAUUCAGCCGAGCUGGGUUCCUCCUAACCUCCAGUUCAACAUCGACGACGCGACUAGGGAAUGGACAUAUCAACCCGACUUCUUCGAUUACAUCCAUAUCCGGUGGCUUUGCGGCACAAUCAAGGAUUGGACAUCCUUGUACAAGGAAGCGUACAGGUGUCUUAAGCCGGGCGGCUGGAUUGAGCAUAUGGAUGGCGAAGUGAAUAUGAGAUGCUUUGACGGAACUAUGCCCAAGGAAUCCGCUACCUAUCAAUGGGGACAGCUUUGGGGCGAAAUUCAGCGGAAGACCGGAGUUAUAUUCCACAUGGUCGAGUCCGGCUGCAUGGAGAAUGGAAUUAAGGAAGCGGGCUUCACCAACAUCCAAAUCGAAGAUUUCAUGACUCCGACUACCCCUUGGCCUACGGACGAAAAGGCAAGACAGAUCGGUCUCUACCAAAGUGUAGCUUUGAUGUCAGACGUUGAGGGCUUCCUCACCUACUUUUUUGGCCAGGUUAUGGGGUGGGCUGACAACGAGAUGGCAAAUUUUGCCGCUAGUCUUCGCCGGGAGUACAAGGAGUGCAAGAUCCAUGCGCACCUCGUUUGGCGCGUAGUUCGUGCCCAGAAGCCGUUGGACGCCUGAAAUCACAAGUGUAGACAACGGUGGUAGGGCAGGUGGACGCGUGUUGCGCAUGAUGAAAGUGGCAGGGAACAUGGGGAUGGGGAAUGCACGUAUCUGCUUCUUUGUGCGAGGUCUUCAAUAGUGUGUAUCACUGUCUUUAUCACGAUCGUCGUCAAGCGUCAUGGGUCCCUUUUUGUGGUUUGUCCGGAGUUUGGUCCGGUUCAAAUGUUUGAUGAACAAGGUUGACUGCUGUUUCCUUCAGCCUUACCCGUGCCAAACUUCCGAUACCCG